AUGAUCCACAGGUUGGUCGAGAUUUUGCCGCAGGCGUAUCCGGAUCAUGCAUCGCAUUGGCGCUUUCCAAAGAUUCACAUGAUUGUCCACAUGCUGGACAAUGUGAUCAUGCGCGGAAUGCCGCACCACUACAGCACGGAGAUGUGGGAGCAUACCCACAAGGGGACGGUCAAGAUCCCGGUCAGGGGCAGCAACUGGAAGGACAUCCCCCGACGCAUCGUGGAGGAGGAGGUGCAGAGAGAGAUCUGCAGGGAGGUGGCACAGGACGCGGGUGGCGGGCGUGAGUAUGCGACGGCGCGGCGCGAGGCUGUUGAGACGAUGAAGCCCGUGCUCACGAGGAAGGGACUCACAAUGCAGCCGGCGGAGGAGGGAGAUGCGGUGAUGGGUACCUACCGUACGGCACUUGGCGACCUCAUGGAUGCGCUACCAGGCAGCAUGGUGGCUGCCAAGAUCACCACAUCUGAGGUCGUGGUGCGUACACAUGCGCAAGUGUAUCCUCCACCAAGGUUGUUGUUGUUGAGUGCUUAG
Molecule: messenger RNA, 528 nt
Organism: Closterium sp. NIES-65
Lineage: Eukaryota; Viridiplantae; Streptophyta; Zygnematophyceae; Desmidiales; Closteriaceae
Source: the annotation of a GenBank genome assembly